This is a messenger RNA of Phalacrocorax carbo (great cormorant), 1204 nucleotides long. Lineage: Eukaryota; Metazoa; Chordata; Aves; Suliformes; Phalacrocoracidae. The record is from RefSeq and is a predicted model, not a curated record.
GGUAGUGCGUCCCGCCCCGCCCCGCCGCGGCGCGCGCGGGCAGCAGCGCCCCCGCUCCCCGCCGGUGCCCGGUGCCGCGGCCCGGCAUGGCCCCGCCGCUGCUCGCCGCCGCCUGCCUGGCCUGCACCCUCGCCAUGUUCGGGACCGGCCUGUCCGACCUGCGCCAGAUGUUGGCGACCAAGAGCGUGGAGAACAUCCAGUUCCUGCCCUUCCUCACCACCGAUGUCAACAACCUGAGCUGGCUGGGCUACGGCUGCCUGAAGCAGGACUGGACGCUGAUCACCGUCAACACCAUCGGGGCGACCCUGCAGACCCUCUACAUCCUGGCAUACCUCUACUACAGCCCCGCGAAGCGCCCCGUGCUGCUGCAGAGCCUGCUUCUCCUGGCUGUGCUGGCCGCUGGCUAUGGCUACUUCACCGUCCUGAUUGCUGAUGUGCGGACGCGCCUGGCACGCCUGGGGCUCUUCUGCAGCGUCUUCACCAUCAGCAUGUAUCUCUCACCGCUGGCAGACCUGGCCAAGAUUAUCCGGACCAAGUCGACGUGCUGCCUGUCCUUCCCCCUGACUGUCACCACCUUCCUGGCCUCCACCAGCUGGACACUGUACGGCCUGCAGCUCCACGACCCCUACAUCACGGUCCCGAACGUGCCAGGCAUCGUCACCAGUGUCAUGCGGUUCUGGCUUUUCUGGCGGUACCCGCCAGGCCGGGACAAGUCCUACAGACCCCUGCACACCUGAGGGGUCUCUACCAGCCCCCACCCCACCCCAAGGAAGGUGCCCACCUGCUUGUGGACCAAUGAAGGAUUCCCUCAGCACCUAACGCCCCUUCCUCACCAGUCUGCUCCAGUGUGGACUGGCCCCAGCCGCCGAGCCCCAGGUGAUACCACAGUGCUGCCAUUCUCCUCCCACUCCCGGCAGAGCCGGGGCCCCAGGGGGGCACCUCCUGCCUCUGCUGCUGUGGUCCACCCUUGCUGGUGCCCCUCCAGCCCUUGGUCCUUUGGUGGUGGUUGGUUUGGUCUCAGUAAUGCCUUCAGGGUGCUGGGAGACCCUCCCCCAAGUCCCCAGGCACCCCACCUGUCCCUGGGGACCCCAGAUGGUCUUCCAUUCCCAUGGCUCUGCCCCAGCGCUGGGCUGGGGCUGCCAGGCAGCCCUGCAUCUCUUUUGUAUGAAUUUAAGUGCCUUUUAAUAAAUCAGAGACUCUUGCA